Molecule: messenger RNA, 3318 nt
Organism: Colletotrichum lupini
Lineage: Eukaryota; Fungi; Ascomycota; Sordariomycetes; Glomerellales; Glomerellaceae
Product: short-chain dehydrogenase
Exons: 11
Coding region: 1-3318 (1105 amino acids)
Source: RefSeq, a predicted model, not a curated record
AUGGAAUUCUCUUCAUAUCAAGGUGCUCAAAAGUUUAUUAAUACAGACACUCUCACUGCUACUUCGACUGAGACGUUUUGGUCGCUUUUGAUUUACGCUAAAUCUUUCUACGCGGAAAGAACUGUGAGCACGUACACACUUCAACACGAUCCUCAUGUCUUCAUAUUUGGUAACCGGAGCCUCCAGGGGGCUUGGAGUAAGUCCAUUGCAUUCAACGUCGCCAAAUGGAAUGCUGAUUUGGCCAAGUUUGAAUUUCUUCGGCAACUGUCUGCCGAUGCAAACAACAUCGUCAUUGGGGUUGUCCGAAAUGCCGAGGCUACUAAGCAGAAGGUGGACGCCGAGCUGCAGCGGAAGAACAUCCACGUCCUACAAGCUGACCUUGAUGACUUCGAUGCGAUAAAGACAGCCGUGAAUGCUGCAUCGGAAAUCACGGGUGGAAGCAUCGACUAUGUCAUUGCAAAUGCGGCUUUCAUCUCAACCUGGUCAUCUUACGAUGGCAUUAGCGUUCUGGGAGAGAAACCGAAGCGGCUAGAACAGGACUUAUUCGACUCGUUCCGUACGAACGUCGUCGGCAAUGUUCAUCUCUUCAAUCUCGCCCUACCACUCAUCCAGAGAGGUCUUGCAAAGAAGGUGGUCACAGUCUCAUCCGGUAUGGCUGACUUGGACUUCAUAUCCAAGUCCGGCAUCGAGGUCGGAGCCCCUUACUCGAUCAGCAAAGCAGCACUGAAUACAGCUGUGGCCAAAUUCAGUGCGGAACACUCCCAUCAAGGCAUUCUAUUCUUCAGCAUUUCGCCCGGAGUGAUCGACACGGGGCUGUAUGACAACGCUACAGAGGAAGAAAAGCAGAAGGGAAUGGCCAUGCUUGGCAAGAUGGCGAAGUACGCACCACAUUUCGCCGGCCCGACUACCACAGAGUCUUCGGUGAAGGACAUGCUGUCAGUCAUAUACAAAGCCAGCAUUGAGACUGGAUUUGGAGGGUCAAACGACACGGAUGACUGCUUUGCCCGACUACUCCUAGGCGCCCUCUCACUCACGGUCGAGUUCGUCUUGUCUGAAAAAGCUCAAGACAGCUCAUGUGGUACCAUUGCCCUCACGAGGCACCUUUUGAACUCAGCAAAUGGCUCAAGCAUGAGCCACUCGGGUAUUUACAUUGAGGCCAAUGUGGAUGAGUUAUUGGAAACGAUCCUAUGCUCGUCUCUGAGUGCCAGCUUCUUCAACUACCAAAUAUACGUCACCGGUGAGAACGUGUCGAUGGCGACAUCUGCAAGCGACAAUCGCGACUUGAACAAACAAGUCUCCACAUCAACUGAACUCGAGCAAUGGACUACAGCCAGCGACGGAUUUUCCGAGACCCCAUCACCAUGCGCUCCGCUUAGCCCUCAAAGGCCGGGCCUAUCUAAGCAACGAUUCCAGGAUGAAGAUGUUUGCGAGGCCCAACAAGACAGCCAAACACGCAGAUCCGUCCUUUUCCUAUGGAUUUGGGAGAUUCUAUCUCUCGUUCUUGCCACAUGUCUCUUAGCCGUGACAAUCACGGUUAUCCUCGGCCAAGAUGAUCACCUCCUGAGAGACUGGCCCUUGGAUCGGAUCAUAACUCUGAAUUCUCUUGUCAAUUUACUCUCCACCAUAUUUCGCGGGAUCUUGGUAUCUAUUGCAACCGAGCUCAUCGCACAGGCGAAGUGGACGUGGUUCUGGUGCGACAAAUCUUCUCAACGCCGGAUGGGAAACCUGCAGCAUUUCGAUGAUGGUACUCGUGGCGUCUGGGGGGCGCUGAAGUUGAUGAGAAUUGUCACUUGGCGCAGCCCAUCGAUUCUCGUCGCUGUGGUUGUCCUCGUAUCGUCCUUUGCGAUUGGGCCCUUCGUUCAGCAAUCUAUCGGGCACGUCGACAAGAACGAAACUCUUGGCCUCGGCACUGGAAUGAUCCCGGUGACGCGACAUGUUGACGGCCUGAACAUCAGAACACUUAUCGGUGACAACGAAGGCAUGGCUUUGAGGUCAGACAUCAAGGGUGCAAUUCAGACUCUCGCCUUGAGCCGCAACGGUUCUGGUUCGGUUGUUGUGCCGACCUGUCCAACAGGAAACUGCACUUUCAUCGGUCUUGGCUCAAACACCUCCGUCAAAGCUGGAUUGAACGUUACUCAUGCUUCCGCCGGCAUUUGCAAUAUCUGCACUGAUAUUGGAGAAAUGAUCGAUCAUCGGGGCUUGAUCGACAAUCUUCAGGCCAUUAAUCACAGCUUGGCAAACGGAAUUUCAAUCAUCAACACGAACAGAGAAGGAGGGAUGAGGGUUAUAUCAGGCGAUCUAUCGUGGACCAAUGGUACCAUACCGCUAGAGGCGCUCGAACGGGCUUCGGUCUCAUUUGCGAAUGUCACUGUCUUGACAAGCACGGCUCUUGACGGCAACAUCAACGUAAACAAACCCAAACACGCCAUAGCCAUCACUUGCUCGCUUUACCCUUGUAUUCGGACAUACUCGGCAAUUAUUAGUCGAGGAGUCCUAUCCGAGACUCCCAUUACGGAGACCGCAAUGAGUUACGAUAUUCGCGAUAAGAAGUCUACAGGGCCCAAACAAGCUUGGGAUCUAUCUACAGUUCAGCUGCCUUGCCUCAUUGAAGGGAAGGUAUAUACCGAAGGAAACCUCUCACAAGGCGCAGACCCCUCCAUGGUACGACACGUAAACGCGGGGAGAACUUCAGAGAUUGGCUCUACGUUUCAGGCUCCCGAAGAGUGUAUCUACCGCAUUGACAACAAUUUCAAGCUUCUGAUGUCACAGUUUUUCUCAGAAGAAUUCUUCAAUGGCACUUGCAGUUGGGUCUCCACACAGCCCAACUCGAUCAACUGUGGGAGUGCCAUCUGGCUUUCAAGGCUCUGGUCCCAUGGAGAAUCAACACCUGCCAGCCUAAAGCAACUCUUCACGGACUUUGCGACUGCCUUGACCAACCAAAUGAGAUUAGGUAUGGGAAGAAAAGACAACACCACAUCGGUAGUCAACGGCGAAUCACUUCAACUCGUCACUUUUAUAGCCGUCAAACCAUAUUGGCUCAUCUUCCCUGCGAUACUACUCAUCAUAGAAAUAAUGGCCCUUUCAUGGAUGAUAAGUCUGACAGUUGUCUACCGAGACGAAUUGGCUCGCCUCGAAGAGGCUCUUAACAACAGAGGAGAUGGAGGAACAGGCGGAUCAGAUCAGAGCCAACUUCUCGCGGAAUAUUUGGAAGAAGUGAUAUUCUCGACAUUCACUACUAUGCUUCUUCGACGCGAACCUAAAGUCAAUGAGCAAUUGAUAACGAUGACGAGCAAUAUGGAGCAUAACAAUAUAAUUUGA